Molecule: messenger RNA, 977 nt
Organism: Theileria parva strain Muguga
Lineage: Eukaryota; Apicomplexa; Aconoidasida; Piroplasmida; Theileriidae
Product: ADP-ribosylation factor family protein
Exons: 6
Coding region: 212-961 (249 amino acids)
Biological process (GO): intracellular protein transport; vesicle-mediated transport
Cellular component (GO): cytoplasm
Molecular function (GO): GTP binding; GTPase activity
Source: RefSeq, a predicted model, not a curated record
UUUAAAUAUAGAUUCCAGUAUAUCAGAGAGUAUUAAUAUUAUAUAUAAGAGAAUUUUGUUAUUAAGUUGACAGAGUUUUAUUAGAGUAUGGAAUGUAUAAAUUGAAUAUUAGAGACGAUUUUAAUUUUGCGUUUUAUGGAAUCUUGGGGUUUGUCAAAUUGGGAAAUAACUUAACUGGUAUAAUUUAUUUUGUACAAUAGUUGUAAAAUGUAUGGAAUUUAAAUUUUUUAUAAAGACUUUUCCAUUUAAUGUUUUAAGAUUUAGCGGGAAACUUCUCCAAUUAUCCCUACGCCUUUCCUUUCUCAUUUUCAAGUACAUUUUCAGGUCAACAACUGACCUUUACGCAAAUCUUCUUGAUAGUUUCAAUAGACCCUGCGAAAACAUCCUAAUCCUCGGGGCUAGAAACUCUGGCAAAAGCUCCCUUCUCUAUCGCAUUAAACUCUCUGAAUUUAUCUCCACGAGUGCCACCGGAUCAAUUAUUGAAGAAGAACUGUAUUUGUGUCGGUUCUGUCUCGUUUCCUCCUCAAUUUGCGGUCACCCUAAACUUCAAGAAUAUGAUAAAGUUAAAGUCAAACUCUACGAACUUGGCUAUAAUGAUCCCAUUUCAACCUAUCAACAACAAAUACAAAUAUGUAAUAAGAUAAUAUAUGUGGUUGACAGUUUUGGGGAUUUCAGAUACUCUGAGAUAAACAAGGAAAUUUUAACCAUGAUUUCAGAACACAGUUAUCAUCACAAUUUGCCCAAAUAUGUUAUCUUUCUCGCAAAAAAUGACAUUUUCGGAGGAAUGAACUAUCAAUCCAUUAGAAAGGCACUUGAAUUUCCCGAACAACUCAAUAAUAGAUUAAUGGUAGUUAAGGGAAGCUCAAUAACUGGUGAGGGAGUAUUUGAAUCUCUAUCGUUUUUGUUAUUUGAUACUAGAGAAAAUAACAAAACUGAGAAGAACGAUUUAAUUGUACUAUAAUCUUAUUUUUAACGUG